UCAUUAUUAUUAAAAAAUCUUUCAAGUUGGAAAGUUUUCCAGUAUUUUGAAUAUUUUCUAACAGAAUAAUUCCUGUGAUCUCUCUCCAUUGAGUAAAUGGUGGGCCUUAAAUACAGUUGUGCCCUAGUAAAUGCUUAACAAUUGACUGUCCAGGAAAAAAAAAAAGGAAAUCAAAACAAAACCCUGAUUUGUAGUAUUUGUUAAUUUUCUUGAUGUAAAUACUUAUACUAUGAUCACUUUCAAGCUAUCAACAUAAAGUCAACUGGUUUGCAAAUUUUCUGAAAAUUUAACAGUUCCUGUGAGUUGGUCAAGCCAAUUCUAGCAUACCACUGCAAGAUUUCAUAAGCAAAGCAGAUAUGAGAUCACAUCCUGGAUAUUAACCUAAUGAGCAGUAGUCAUAUCGAGAGAAGAUAAUAAAUCGCUUCAUGUAAGGUUCUUUAUUCAUGUGUUAGUUACAUAAUACCUAGGGACUUUGCAGAAUCUGAGUAAACCCAUUGAGUUGCUAUAUGACAUCUGUCAUAUGGUAGUUAAAUAGAGCUGUGGUUUAGUGAGCAAAAUAACAUACUUGAAAGCAAAAGCUAGAUUUUACUUGAGAUUAUAUGAUUUACAGAUAGCGUGACCUCCAACAAGUCACAUAAUCUCGUCAGACUUUAUUUUCCUCAUUUAUAAAAUGAAAAUAAAAAAUACCUACUUUGCAUAAAUAUGAAUUGUAUUAGGGUUAAGUAAUUGUCAUAAUAGCAUCUAGCACAGUCGUGGCACAUCUAUAGCAUUAAAUGUUCAUUUGGGACAUUUUAUGUUUUUAAGACUAAAUAUGAUAGCGCCAUGAAGGGAGGAGAUUUUUUUUUUUUUCCCGUUGUGUUUACUGCUGUAUGUUCAGCACCUGGAAUAAUACGUAGUAUAUAGUAGGUAGCCAGUAAUUAUCUGUAUAGGACAUGAAUCGUCAAUGUGCAGGAGAUGCUGGAAUUAUCUUUCCCAGACUAUCACUAAUACUAUCAUAAUUUCUCUAAAGAAGAGACAAAUAGUCUAUAUAACUAUUAUAUAGACAUAAUAGUCAUAGGUUGUUAUUGAAAAUACAGUCUUCAACCAGCCUUCACAGCUCGCCUCCGCCUGCUGUUCCAUCUUGUUCUUCCUGUCUCACCAGCCUCCUUUUCCUUUUCCUCCCCCAUUCACCUGACUUUGGAAUCCCGUGUCCCAUGUCCCAGUCAGUGAGUUGGAACGCUAUAACUUAGACCCUGGGCAUGACACCAGACUUCGAGGUUGAAAUGGAGCUUUGUCUGCCUCAGUCUCUCUAUUGGAAUCUUUCUAUGGCCAUGAGAGAAAAAUCAACUAAACUAAGCAGCAAAUGGUAACUUAUUUGUUUAAAAAGUUGGAAAGUCCAAAGGAAAAGCUAGCUAGCUUCAAAGCCCACUGGAUUCAGAGCUGACACUGUCAUUUGGCUUCUCUCUGCUCCUCAGCUCUGACUUCUGUUUUUCAGAUUUCCAUCUUCAGCUCUGCAAGGUGGCCACAGCAGCAGUCUCAGGCUCACCUUGUUAGGGCACCGGCUCCUGCAGCAGAGUCUGCUUUCCUGGAAGCUGAAACAGGUUUCAGGGGUCCCAGAUCAAAGGUUUCCAGGCCCUCAUGGUCUGCCUUGUUUCAUAGCCCAUCCCUGGAGGUCACACCUGGGACAGAGUGUGUGAGGCAAGGUGAUUGUGUUAAUAACCAUUCGCAGCCUCCACACUCUGGAUCUGGCAGCGGGGUUAGCUGCACCUCAGACAUGUAGACGAAGGUGGGAGGUGGAUCCCCAAGCACAACAUAUGAGGACUGGUAAACUCCAAAGGGGGAACCAAAAUAACAAAUAGCAAUCAUUUCUCCCCGCCGUGAGCAAUCUAAGACAUCUAAACCCACUUUGUUCCAGAAAUUGUGUGAUCGCGUGUACUCCCUCACUAGAGAAUGUCUAGUCUGUGUGCCAUUCCUGUUUUAUUUUUUAAGUAAGAAGUUUUUUAUUUAUUUAAAAGUGUCACAUAGAAAUUAAUAGAAAAUCAAAUAAUACAAAGAUACAUACAGUGAAAAGUAAGCUUCCCUUCUUUCUAUGAUUCCUCUCCCCUCCAGAGAGAAGCACUGCUUUGAAUUUCUUUGGAUCUGCAACUAUGUGGGACCUGCAAAGGUUAUUGUUCAGUUGGUCACAAAUGGAAAAAACAUCCACCUGCAUGCACACAGCCUGGUGGGAAAACACUGUGAGGAUGGCGUCUGCACUGUGACAGCCGGGCCCAAGGACAUGGUGGUCGGCUUUGCAAACCUGGGUAUUCUUCAUGUGACAAAGAAAAAAGUAUUCGAAACACUGGAAGCACGAAUGACAGAUGCCUGUAUACGGGGCUAUAAUCCCGGACUUUUGGUGCAUCCUGAUCUUGCCUAUUUGCAGGCAGAAGGUGGAGGAGACCGGCAGCUCACAGAUCGGGAAAAAGAAAUCAUCCGCCAGGCAGCUCUUCAGCAGACGAAGGAGAUGGACCUCAGCGUGGUACGGCUCAUGUUUACAGCUUUCCUUCCAGACAGCACCGGCAGCUUCACGAGGCGUCUGGAGCCUGUGGUGUCGGACGCCAUCUACGACAGCAAAGCCCCCAAUGCAUCUAACUUGAAAAUAGUAAGAAUGGACAGGACAGCUGGAUGUGUAACUGGAGGGGAAGAGAUUUAUCUUCUUUGUGACAAGGUUCAGAAAGAUGACAUCCAGAUUCGAUUUUAUGAAGAGGAGGAAAACGGUGGAAUUUGGGAAGGAUUUGGAGAUUUUUCCCCCACAGAUGUUCACAGACAAUUUGCCAUUGUCUUCAAAACUCCAAAGUAUAAAGAUGUCAACAUUACAAAACCAGCCUCCGUGUUCGUCCAGCUUCGGAGGAAAUCUGAUUUGGAAACUAGCGAACCAAAACCUUUCCUCUACUAUCCUGAAAUCAAAGAUAAAGAGGAAGUGCAAAGGAAACGACAGAAGCUCAUGCCCAAUUUCUCGGACAGUUUCGGCGGUGGCAGCGGGGCUGGAGCCGGAGGCGGGGGCAUGUUUGGCAGCGGUGGUGGAGGUGGGGGUGCUGGAAGUACCGGCCCAGGGUAUGGCUUCCCCCACUAUGGAUUCCCCACGUAUGGCGGAAUUACCUUCCAUACUGGAACCACUAAAUCUAAUGCUGGGAUGAAGCAUGGAACCAUAGACACCCCAUCUAAAAAUGACCCUGAAAGUUGUGGCAAGAGUGAUGACAGAGAGGUUGUAAAUCUCUCCAAGCAAGUAACAGAAACCACAGAACAAGAUGGAGUAUCCUGCAAGGGGGGCACUGCAGCUAACCUGACGUGCUCGGUAGGAGUAAAGGAAGAGAACCGCGGCUUCCAGGAUAACCUCUUUCUGGAGAAGGCUAUGCAGCUGGCCAAGCAGCACGCCAACGCCCUCUUUGACUACGCAGUGACAGGAGACGUGAAGAUGCUGCUGGCCGUCCAGCGCCAUCUCACUGCCGUGCAGGAUGAGAACGGGGACAGUGUCUUACACUUGGCAAUCAUCCACCUUCAUAAUCAGCUUGUGAGAGAUCUGCUGGAAGUCACAUCUGGCUUGAUUUCUGAUGAAAUUAUCAACAUGAGAAAUGAUCUCUACCAGACACCCCUGCACUUGGCAGUGAUCACCAGACAGGAAGCUGUGGUGGAGGACUUGCUGAGGGCUGGCGCUGACCUGAGCCUCCUGGACCGCUUGGGUAACUCUGUUUUGCACCUCGCUGCCAAAGAAGGACAUGAUAAAAUUCUCGGUAUUUUACUCAAGCACAAAAAGGCAGCACAACUUAUUAACCACCCCAAUGGGGAAGGUCUGAAUGCCAUCCAUGUAGCCAUGAUGAGCAACAGCUUGCCGUGCCUGCUGCUGCUGAUGGCCGCGGGGGCUGACGUCAACGCCCAGGAGCGGAAGUCGGGGCGCACGGCGCUGCACCUGGCCGUGGAGCACGACAACAUCUCCUUGGCUGGCUGCCUGCUCCUGGAGGGUGAUGCCCACGUGGACAGCACCACUUAUGACGGGACUACACCCCUGCACAUAGCGGCCGGCAGAGGGUCCACCAGGCUGGCAGCUCUUCUCAAAGCAGCAGGAGCAGAUCCCCUGGUGGAGAACUUCGAGCCUCUGUACGACCUGGAUGACUCCUGGGAUGAGGAUGGAGAGGAUGAAGGGGUGGUACCAGGAACCACUCCUCUGGACAUGGCCAGCAGCUGGCAGGUAUUUGACAUAUUAAAUGGGAAACCCUAUGAGCCAGAGUUUACGCCUGAUGAUCUGCUGGCACAAGGAGACAUGAAACAGCUGACUGAAGAUGCAAAGCUGCAGCUCUACAAGUUGCUAGAAAUUCCUGAUCCAGACAAAAACUGGGCUACUCUGGCACAGAAAUUAGGUCUGGGGAUACUGAACAACGCCUUCCGGCUGAGUCCCGCUCCUUCCAAAACCCUCAUGGACAACUACGAGGUCUCCGGGGGCACCAUAAAGGAGCUGGUGGAGGCCCUGAGACAGAUGGGCUACACCGAGGCCAUUGACGUGAUCCAGGCAGCCUUCUGCACUGCAGACACCAGCCCGGCCAAGACCACCUCUCAAGCCCACUCGCUGCCAUUCGCCCCCGCCUCCACAAGGCCACAAAUAGACGAGCUCCGGGACGACAGCAUCUGUGACAGCGGUGUAGAGACCUCCUUCCGCAAACUCAGCUUCACGGAGUCUCUGACCAGCGGCACCUCCUUGCUAACUCUUAACAAAAUGCCCCACGACUACGGGCAGGAAGGACCUAUAGAAGGCAAAAUUUAGCCUGCUGGCAGCUUCCAAUACCGAGGAAACCAAAGCUCGGAAACUCCACCGUGUCGCCCAGAGGAAGAAGGCACACUCAAGGGUGCUUCGAGGAACACAGGCCGGCCUGGAUCACUCUGGGUGUAGUUCCAGGCCUUGUAAACGUGGAUUUCUUCUUUGGUUCUGAAAUGAAUUUUAGCUGAGUUGAGAGAUAGUAACCACAGUCACAGCCGGUGGCUGGGCUGAUGCCCGCUGGGAGAGCGGUAGCUUGUCGAGCUUUACCAGCUGCUUUCUGUUGUCAUUGCUGCUGUCCCUCUGCUGCUUGCCCACUCUUGUUACAAGUUGUCACACUCCCACCUGGCCUGCCUUCUGGCUGUCCACAGCACAGGUGUGCACUCACAUCAAGGAUUACGGAAGGGGAUGUUUUCAAAUGAGACUGACGUGGUAUGAUUUUAAAAGACUCAAACUGCGCCUUUCCUGGGGGCCCAGUGGUUAGGACCCGGCACUUCCACUGCAGGGGGCACGGGUUCGAUCCCUUCUUGGGGAACUGUUGAUAAGAUCCUGCAAGCCAGGUGGCAAGAAAAAGGAAAAAAAAAAAAAAAAAAAAGCUCACUGCUUUUUCUAAUUGUGUUUAUCUCUGUGAUUUGAAAAAGGAACAUGUACAUGUCAAUAUUUAAACAUGAUUACAAUCAAUGCUGAAAAUGGUAUUUCCUCCCUUUUCUGCAUUUUGCUAUUGUAAAUAUGUUUUUUAGAUCAAAUACUUUUAAAGGAAAAAAUGUUGGAUUUAUAAAUGCUAUUUUUUAUUUUACUUUUAUAAUAAAAGGAAAAGCAAAUUAAUGA
Molecule: messenger RNA, 5590 nt
Organism: Bubalus bubalis (water buffalo)
Lineage: Eukaryota; Metazoa; Chordata; Mammalia; Artiodactyla; Bovidae
Gene: NFKB1
Product: nuclear factor kappa B subunit 1
Exons: 20
Coding region: 2069-4771 (900 amino acids)
Biological process (GO): inflammatory response; regulation of transcription by RNA polymerase II; innate immune response
Cellular component (GO): cytoplasm
Molecular function (GO): DNA-binding transcription factor activity, RNA polymerase II-specific; protein binding; RNA polymerase II cis-regulatory region sequence-specific DNA binding
Source: RefSeq, a predicted model, not a curated record